This is a messenger RNA of Wyeomyia smithii (pitcher-plant mosquito), 3719 nucleotides long. RefSeq names its product protein quick-to-court (gene qtc). The transcript has 6 exons. The record is from RefSeq and is a predicted model, not a curated record. Lineage: Eukaryota; Metazoa; Arthropoda; Insecta; Diptera; Culicidae. The coding region runs from base 550 to 2571 and encodes 673 amino acids.
UAAAAGUAGUUGUAAAACAACGUUUCUUCGGAUAACAUGCCGUGCUGUUUUGUUCGUGGUGACCAGUCGAAAUCAGUGCUCAUAGCGGGAGGCUAGGCUACCAGGUGCUAACUUGGCUCCAUUGGCUCAUGAAACACGUGCUCUUGAGCAAGAAGAAAGCCGAAAACCGAAUCAAAAAGUUCUAACAGACUGGACUACAUGAUUACAUAAUUGUUUUGUACUUUCGAUACAAAACCAAUUAGGUUCGAUGUAAGUCCAACUGUCCACAGUCAGAGUCGAAUUAAUUUCCAGUGGCAGUGAAGCGCAAGUGACUAGCGUGACAGUGACCAUGAAGAACACUAGUGGCGCAUUCUGGAUUAGUGCAUUUUACGGUGCUUGCGGUUCGAUUGUCGGUUCACAAAAGGCGGAAACGAAGCGCCACUAGAAAAAACCUUCCGCAGAACAUUUGUUUGGCUUUCGAGAUACAGCCUAAGAGGUCACCAUCAAUCCUGCCUUUCUAGAUGAUACUUGACAUCCAGGUGUCACCAACAGCAAACCCAUCUCGCGAGAAUGUCCUCGAAACCAGCGACCCCGCUGGAAGUGCGACGCAUUUUCCCGGGCGAAAACGAAAGCACCCGGAUCCCGAUGCUUUCGCCAACCCCUUUUCGCCGGACCCAGUCGUUGCGUAUGCGCACUAGCCAGAGCUUCCAUGACUACCAACAUUACCGCCUGUGUAAGUGUGGUAGUGGAAAUAUGCACCAUCCAGCGAAUCUAUCAAGUCCUUCGUCAUCGAGCAUAAAAGUGAAAAAUUCCUACUCCAAUGGGGGCAAAUCAAAUAGUCUCCAUCACCGUCCGCCGGCGGGUGCCUCAGAGGAGCCACUCGGCACAGGAGACCCUUCGGCUGGUGGCCGUAAGGACUCGUCAGCCGGCGGAAGUGUACAACUGCCGAAUGGUAUAAUCUAUCACAGCUGCAGUGCUGGUACAAUACCGUCGGGGCAGAAAUCUUCGUCCCUGCAGUCAACUCGCAAAAACAGCCUGACGAAAAAUGACCGUGGAAUGUCACUAAAUCUGCUCAAUUCCGGUCACAGUGCGAGUUGUAAUAACAGCGCCCAGAGAUCGCCACGCCGGCCGCACACGCCUUGCGAAUCGACCUCCGGGACGCCGGGACACAACACGGGCCUGCGCAAGAGCAGCCUCAGCCCGAAGACGCCACCGGUGUCGCCGGAAUCACCCGGCACCAGCUAUCUGGACGACGAUUUAGACUCGCUGCACAGCUACAGCAGCUCGAUUGCGAGCGGAAUGUCGUGCGAUCAUCCGUAUGUGGCACGCAACGGUACCACGUUCAGUGGACGCAAGAUGAAAUAUGUCGUGCACUGCUCGAGUCACGCCGGUCAAACGGGGGAGGAUUACCUCACCCCGACCCAGCGGGCCCAGCGUCAAAUCAGGCGGCUGAAGGAACUGCUUACCCAUGCCCGCAUGGACUUGGAGCAACGUGAUAGUGAAAUUUUAAGACUUACCAAAGAGGUUGUUGAGCUGAGACUUUUCAAGGCGUCGUUAAGCUCCCCGGAGGAACGCUCGAACUCUAGUGAUGCCGUGACUGUGCGCGAAAAUACAACCAAUGACGCGAACACCCCUAGCUCGCAGGGUAUCUCGCCGAUUGUAGAUCAACCUGAUGACGGUAUAAAGGCAAGCCCUCGACAUCAGCUUCACAAUCAUGGCAUCCACCAGGUUCAGUUUAUCGAUAAAAUGUCUACAUCGGAAAUGCAAAGCUCUUUCGCCGAUUCCGGUCACUUCGAGGACAUUACGACUUCGUCAAUUCAUUCGAAAGAUUCGUAUGUGCACACGCAGGAUCGUGCUUGCGGAAGUGACGAGGAUAUGAAUGCCGAGAAGCAACGGCUGAUCGAAAUGUACGAGACACGCAUCGAAGAAUUGGUCAAAGAGCACCAGGCAGAGGAGCAGGACAUUCGAAUGUCUAACAAUGAUCGCAUCGAGGCCCUGUUGCAGAAGUUAGCCGAAUCCAACAGUAGAUACUGUGAUCUGGUUCCAGACUACGAGCAAGCUAAGGAGCGCAUCCGCGAGUUGGAAAAACAGCUUGAGGAGCUCCACGCUCAGCUCCAGGCCCAUGAGGAUAAAGCUAAUAAGAUAUAUCUUCACAUGUACACCAAAGGUCAGGGUGGCGAAAGACACCAGCAAAAUGAUCGUUCACUCGAAAUGGCCCGUCAGUCUCCCAGCCGGGUAUCGGUACCAGAAUUAAUGCAACAACUUCAAGUAACCCAGGAAGAAUUGGAGAACAUACGGGAUACAAGCUAUCAGCCAGAAAGCGGAAGUUCACAGGUUUUACUGAGUGCAAAAGAAGCCAUCUCGCUUUGGCUUUUGGGUGCCCGGAAGACCAUGUACAAGCGGCUAGUUGAUGCGCAACAAACGAAGAAUAAGGUCGAUCCGGAAGUUACACUGCAGUUCCUGAAGAGUGCAAUCUACUACUUUCUAACGGAUAAGGAGAACUCGCAGGGACACCUGAAUGCAAUCGAGAGCAUCCUCGGAUUCUCCGAUACGGAAAAAUCUAACAUUGAUAAGGCACGGGCGUACAAGUGAACAAAACGAUGGACGUGAAAACAAAUGUUGUUAUACUAGCUAAGAUUUUAAUGUUAUUAACUAUUAUAUCAAAUGCAAUUAAACAACGGAAAGAAACACUGGCUAGUGGCUGAAUCACUUGCAAUCAUAUUAUACGAAUCACAUUUGCAGUAGAAAAUGUGGCUAUAAUAGAUUUUCGCUGCUAUUUCUGCGACACGCUAUUUUAUUAUUAAGUUCCUUUUAAUAUUUAUUUAUCCUACCCAAUACAGGUAUCAUCAACCCAUUUAGGAAACUACAUUAUGUACGAUGGCUUACAGUAUUUUCAACUUGAAGAGAAAAAGAGUUUAUUCUAAUAAGUUGAUAGAAGUAUUAUUUCUUGAUGAUUCACUAUUCUUUUAUAUUCGGGCAUGCUUUCAUUAUUAUUUAUCUGAGGAUGAGGGCAUAAUAGAAAAUUAUUUUUGCAUCAGUAAAAUAAACUUACCGAUCGAUGAAAUAAUUACCACUACACAGUCUUGUGAAUAUUUAUGUAAGAACCAUUACUCAUCACAGCUCGAUAGAAACCAAAACAGAUACGUCCACACAAAACGUGAACUAUGGCUUUCGAUACUACAUAGACCUCAAAAGUAGCUGCAACAUACGGUAUUUUGCUAGAACAAGAAACAACCAUUAGUUAGAUUCGCUGCUUUUUGUUCUCAUCGGCUGAAUUCGCGGUUAUACAGUUUGAGGUCACUCUCUAAAUUAUCAGCCGCGGAUUAAUGCACAUAUUUCACAACAUAUGUUCAGGCUUGAAGCAAGAGUACGUGAUAUUUUAUACGAGAAUAGCAGCAACUCAGCCGUUUUUCCAUCAGUUCGGAUAGUGCCUAUUUUAAGCAGAAACAAACGUAAAAGAAAGUUCAGAAAUCUAAAUAUCGACAUUUUUGAUGUUUAAUCUAACGUUUCUCGACAGUUAAAUCUAGAACGCUUAAAUUAGCUCGAUUUGAAUAAAGCCUAACAAAAUAGACUAUCCAAAAAAAAGAGGAGAAUGCAAGAUUUUAAAAAAUAACUAUGGAAAUACUGGAAUGGUCUGUAACUACACGCUCUAAUAGAAGUUGGUUUAUGGCAAUGGAAUUUAUUCAAUUGUUGCAUAUAAAGCACACACCAAAAUAGAACAAUGAAAGAUGAGAAAUGUA